AUGGCAAAGGUAGUUCUUAGUAUUUCGAUGUCAUUAAUAUGUCUUAUAAUCGUGCCAAUACCUACGAAUAAAAUCCUAUUGCUGGAGAGUCAGUGUGGCAACUUUAAUCGCAGCUAUUUUUCCAAUUUUACGAUGUUUGUAAAAAACUCUCAGAUGAAUAUGGAAUUUUUCUUGUUACGAGUUUUGGUUCCGGGUGUCACAAUGGAUAUUGAAUUCUUUAUUAGCAUGCAAAACUCCUAUGGGUUUCAGAAAAUUUUCCAAUAUACCCUGGAUAUGUGCAGCCUUCUGGCACAGAGAAGGAACAACAUGUUCAAAAAAUGGUUUGCUACAUUCUUCGAUUCCGGUAACUUUAAAAAAUACUGCCCGGUCGAACCCAACUUUUACUACCUGAAGAACUACAACUAUAACACACUGUUUAUUCCGAAGUUCUUGUAUGCAGGCAAGUAUAGAGUAAAGUUCGACAUGAACCAGUUAAGGAAAAUAGAUGGUGUCCGGUACUUUCUGGUGGGGUGUGCCUUUGAAGUUGAAAUAAAGUAA
Messenger RNA from Drosophila melanogaster (fruit fly), 537 nucleotides. RefSeq lists its product as uncharacterized. The record is from RefSeq and is marked reviewed. The transcript has 2 exons. The coding region runs from base 1 to 537 and encodes 178 amino acids. Lineage: Eukaryota; Metazoa; Arthropoda; Insecta; Diptera; Drosophilidae.